Messenger RNA from Macadamia integrifolia, 1809 nucleotides. Its product is annotated as UPF0481 protein At3g47200-like. The transcript is spliced from 2 exons. NCBI's taxonomy places the organism in Eukaryota, Viridiplantae, Streptophyta, Magnoliopsida, Proteales, Proteaceae. Bases 156 to 1667 code for a protein of 503 amino acids. The record is from RefSeq and is a predicted model, not a curated record.
AUCAAAGUCGUCUUAGAUAAACUAUUUGAUAUGCAGCAGAAGGGAAGAGUGGAGUAAAUGUUGGGAGCUUGGCUGGCUAUGCUUCUUUAUACUAAUAAAUGAAUAAAGUGAUCUCCUCUGCCUGUUGAAAAGAAAGAUAGAGAGAGCUGAAGAUAAUGGCUCAUGUUACUGACACUAAAAGGGAACACAAGAACUGUGAAGAUCUUGAUCUUAUCACUUCAGCUAGUGAUGCGGUUAGUGGAUUGGUGGAUUCCAUUCAGAAAGAACUUACAGAGCUGCCUUCCUUUCCAUCCAAUUGCAGCAUAUACCGAGUACCCAAGCAGCUGCGCAAAAUAAAGCCUAAAGCCUACACUCCUCGCAUGGUCUCCAUAGGCCCUUUUCACCGCUACAAGAAACACUUAAAGCCCAUGGAAGCACAUAAGUUGCGGUAUCUAAAUGAUCUUCUAAGCCGGAAAUCUCCACCAAACUUGUGUGAUUAUGUCAAGGCUAUGAAGAAACUGGAAUACAGAGCUCGGCAAUGUUACUCAGAAAUCAUCCAACUCAAAUCUGAAGACGAAUUUGUGAAAAUGAUGCUAGUUGAUGGUUGCUUCAUACUUGAACUCAUCCUUAGGACUAAUAAUCCACAUGAGCCCAGACGCCGUGAUGAUCCAAUAUUGAAUGCAACAUGGAUGUCUCAGGUUAUAAAGUGUGACUUGAUUCUAUUAGAAAAUCAACUUCCCUUCUUUGUUCUUGAGAGUCUAUAUAAACGAUUCACCGGGAAUUCUAAUUCUAAUGGACUUGAUACACUCAUCUCCCGUUUCUUCCAAGAUUUUGUGCCACAACCCCAAAGCAAUACUCCUGAAAGUUCUCAAUUUCGACGCAUUUCUGAAGGAGCAAAGAAUGCCUUUAUCUCUUUGAAAAGGAGUUUGUCAGUGAAAAAAGAUCAAGUAGAGGUUAACGAACCAUUACUCAAACCGGCCUCCACAAUCAAAGAUAAAGAAACUCCAGAAGCGGAAGAAUCCGAAGAAGAGAACUCCCAAGCAAAGCAUUUGCUUGAUUUUGUACGAGGUUUACUACUCCAAUCAUUCUCAGAGAAGUCGGAGAAUCGUGGAAAAUUUGCCCUCACCCGUAGCGCAACGCAGCUCAAUGAGGCCAGCGUCGAGUUUGUGAAGGUACCCAAGACGUGUUUGUUGAACAUAACAUUCAGCAAUGGAGCUUUGAUAAUUCCAACCAUGAGAAUUGAGGACUGGACGGAGCCUCUGCUUCGAAACCUCAUCGCCUUUGAGCAGUCUCAUGAUGCCUAUCCUCAUGAGAUCACAGACUAUGCUGCCUUCAUCGAUGGCCUCAUCAACUCUCGAAAGGAUGUUGAGUUGCUACAAAAGAAGGGAAUUAUUGAGAGCUUGCUUGGUGAACCAGAAGAGGUGGCUGCCUUAUUUAACAGUCUUCUGAAAGAGGUUUCUCCUACCGUAGUGGAUGGUAAUUAUUACUUCUCCAGUGUUUGCCAUGAACUGGAGGAACAUUACAAGAUCCCAAGGCACAAAUGGAAGGCAAGUUUGAUGCACAACUAUUGUAACACUCCAUGGGCAUUCAUCUCAUUCCUCGCUGCAUUAUUUCUCCUCAUCUUGACGGUGGUACAGACCAUUUUUACCAUCCUACAAGUCACAUUAUCAAGUCAGUCAUAUCAGUGAUAAUGAAGUAUUCAUGUAUGUAUGUAUGUAUAUAUUUAUUAGUAGUUCCUAGAUAGUGUUUUGGUAAUACUUUAUGACCAUCUUUCUUUUAAGAGGAAAUGUAAUAAUACCGUCUCAUAAAUAAUUCAUAGUACUGUUUCAA